AUGUCAUCCUCCCCUGAAAGAAGGGGCCGAAAAGCUUCAUCUUCAUCUCAGAAUACUAAGGAAUCAAAUGGAAGUACAGAAAUGGAUGAUCCGGAGAGGACAACAUCAAGGGUUGCUAAAUUCAUUGAGCAGCUACACACUUUGUCUUCUCCAGCUGAAAAAGAACUUAUCACGGCACAUUUGCUAGGUAUUGCUAAAGCAAGAAACGAAGCACGGGCUCUUAUUGGCUCACAUAGCCAAGCAAUGUCAUUGUUCAUAUCCAUUCUUAGGAAUGGUAGUCUGCUGGCAAAAAUAAAUGUUGCUGCAACGCUUGGUGUCCUAUGUAAGGAUGACGAUUUGCGGGUGAAGGUACUUCUAGGUGGAUGCAUCCCACCUUUACUCUCGCUUUUGAAGUCAGAUUCAAUUGAUGCUAGGAAGGCAGCUGCAGAGGCUUUAUAUGAAGUGUCCUCUGGUGGACUUUCAGAUGAUCACGUGGGCAUGAAAAUAUUUAUUACAGAAGGUGUAGUGCCCACCUUGUGGGAGCAGUUAAAUCCGAAAAACAAGCAAGACAAAGUGGUUGAAAGAUUUGUGACAGGGGCAUUGAGAAAUCUUUGUGGCGAUAAAGAGGGGCACUGGAGAGCAACUCUUGAUAGUGGUGGGGUGGAUAUCAUAGUGGGACUACUCUUUUCUGACAAUGCUGCUGCUCAAUCCAAUGCUGCUUCUCUCUUGGCCCGCCUGAUGUUGGCUUUCCCUGAUAGCAUCCCAAAAAUAAUUGAUUCAGGUGCAAUCAAAGCUUUGCUCGGGCUCUUGGGUGAGCAGAAGGAUGUUUCUGUGCGAGCCAGUUCUGUCGAAGCUUUGGAGGCUAUUUCUUCAAAAUCAACCAAAGCUAAGAAAGCAAUCGUUGAUGCCCAAGGCAUGCCAGUACUUAUUAGAGCUGUAGUUGCUCCUUCCAAAGAAGGUAUGCAAGGAGAGGGAGGGCAGGCACUUCAGCGGCAUGCAACAAAAACAUUAGCAAAUAUUUGUGGUGGGAUGUCUGCAUUAAUACUCUAUCUUGGAGAGCUUUCCCAGUCCCCAAGAUUAGCUGCUCCGGUUACAGAUACAAUUGGAGCACUUGCAUAUUCUCUUAUGGUCUUCAAUCAGAAUGUUGAUGAAGAAUCAUUUGAUGCAACAAAAAUUGAAAGUAUUUUAGUGAGGCUUCUAAAACCUACAGAUGAUAAACUGGUUCAUGAACGCCUCCUUGAAGCUAUGGCCAGCCUAUAUGGCAAUGCUCAUUUAUCAGAUACAAUCAAUCAACCAGAGGCAAAAAGGGUGCUUGUUGGGCUCAUAACGAUGGCUAAUGGUGAUGCACAGGAGUAUUUGAUACUUUCUCUGAUAUGCUUGUGCACUGAAGGAGCAAGUGUUUGGGAAGCCAUAGGAAAGAGAGAAGGAAUUCAGUUACUUAUCUCGUCUCUGGGUUUGUCCAGUGAACAGCAUCAAGAGUAUGCAGUUGAAAUGCUUGCAAUUCUGACUGAACAAGUUGAUGACAGCAAGUGGGCAAUCACUGCAGCCGGUGGAAUUCCUCCCCUUGUCCAUUUAUUAGAAGUUGGAUCCCAAAAGGCGAGGGAAGAUGCAGCACAUAUUUUGUGGAACUUGUGCUGUCAUAGUGACGAUAUCCGUGCCUGUGUUGAAAGUGCAGGAGCCAUCCCAGCACUCUUGUGGCUUCUAAAGAAUGGUGGACCAAUGGGGCAAGAGGCCUCAGCUAGGGCUCUAACAAAGCUAAUUAAGACUGCUGAUUCAGCUACCAUAAAUCAAUUACUAGCUCUGCUCUUGGGAGACUCACCAAGGUCUAAGGCUGACGUCGUCAAAGUUUUGGGUCAUGUGCUUUCCAUGGCAUCUCAUGUUGACCUUGUGAAUAAGGGCACUGCUGCUAAUAAAGGGCUGAGGUCACUUGUCCAGGUUCUCAAUUCAUCAAAUGAAAAUGCCCAAGAGCAUGCAGCAUCUGUCUUGGCUGAUCUAUUCAGUACACGUCAUGAUAUCUGUGAUAGCCUUGCAACAGAUGAAGUUGUGAAUUCAUGUAUGAAACUCUUAACUAGCAAAACUCAAGGUAUUGUGACACAGUCAGCUCGAGCAUUGGGUGCUUUAUCCCGUCCUACCCAGACUAAGACAACAAAUAAGAUGUCUUGUAUUGCAGAAGGUGAUGUCAGGCCUUUAAUCAAGUUGGCCAAAACAUCAUCCAUAGAGUCUGCUGAGACUGCAAUGGAUGCCUUGGCUAAUUUGUUGUCAGAUCCUCAAAUAGCUGCAGAAUCAUUGGCAGAAGAUAUUGUUUCAGCCAUAACAAGAGUUCUAGGAGAAGGAUCAUUAGAGGGUAAGAAGAGUGCAUCACGUGCCCUUCAUCAAUUAUUGAAGCAUUUUCCGGUAGGUGAUGUACUGACAGGAAGUGCUCAGUUUCGAUUCGCUGUUCAGGCAGUUGUUGAUUCCUUAAAUGCAAUGGAUAUGGAUGGCUAUGAUGCUGCUGAUGCUCUAGAAGUUGUUUCUCUACUGUCUCGAAUGAAGCAUGGCGUGAACUCUAUGUAUCCACCAUGGUCUGCCCACCCAUCAAGCUUAGAGCCUCUGGUGCACUGCCUGUGUGAGGGACCUCCCUCAGUUCAAGAUAAAGCAAUAGAAAUUUUAUCUAGGUUUUGUGGGGAUCAACCGGUCAUUCUAAGUGACCUCUUGGUUUCAAAUUCACGAUCAGUUGGUGUGUUAGCUGAUAGAAUGAUGAAUUCUAGCAGUCUAGAAGUAAGAGUUGGAGGUAUAGUGAUUUUAAUUUGUGUUGCCAAGGAACAUAGAAUCUGGUCGAUGGAUGCACUUGAGGCAUCUGGAUACUUGAAACCUCUUAUUUAUGCAUUAGUUGAUAUGAUUAAGCAAAAUUCUACUAAUUCUUCUCUUGAAAUUGAAGUCAGAACCCCCAGAGGUUUUAGAGAUAGUUCAGCUUUUCUGGAUGGUGAUGGUUUUGACAUCCCUGAUCCAGCAACUGUAUUGGGAGGUAGUGUUGCCUUGUGGCUGCUAUCAAUAAUUUCUUCCUUUCACCCAAAGAACAAAAUCAACGUAAUGGAAGCUGGGGGACUCGAAGUGCUUUCUGACAAGCUUGCAAGACACACUUCCAAUACUGAGGAAGAGUUUCAGGAUACAGAGGGCAUAUGGCUUGGUUGCCUUCUUGUGGCUAUACUUUUCCAGGAUGCCAAUGUUGUCUCUUCUCCUACAGCCAUGCACUUUAUACCAUCACUUUCACUUCUACUGAAGUCGGAAGAAAUUAUUGACAGAUUCUUUGCUGCUCAGGCAAUGGCCAGUCUUGUUUGCCAUGGAAAUAGGGGAACAAAUCUUGCUAUUGCAAACUCUGGUGCAGUAGCUGGGUUAAUAAGCCUAAUUGGUCACGUAGAAUCAGAUAUUCCCAAUCUUAUUGCCUUGUCUGAAGAAUUUUCUUUGUCGAGGAAUCCAGACCAAGUAGUUCUGGAAAGCCUUUUCCAAAUUGAAGAUGUGCGAGUUGGUUCUGUUGCUCGCAAGACAAUUCCUUUGCUUGUGGAUAUGCUAAGACCAAUGCCCGAUAGACCAGGUGCUCCGCCAUUUUCUGUUCAUCUCUUGGCUCAAAUUGCUGAUGUAAAUGAUACCAAUAAAUUACUCAUGGCCGAAGCUGGAGCACUGGAUGCUCUUACCAAGUACUUAUCUUUGAGCCCUCAAGACUUAGUUGAGGCAACUAUAUCUGAAUUAUUGAGAAUAUUGUUUAGCAACCCGGAUCUUGUACGAUAUGAAGCAGCAUUUAGUUGCGUGAAUCAACUCAUUGCAGUCCUUCAUUUGGGAUCAAGAAGUGCAAGAUUGAGUUCUGCUAGAGCCUUAAGUGAACUGUUUGAUGCCGAGACCAUCAGAGAUUCUGAAGUAUCCAUGCAGGCAAUUCAGCCUUUGGCCGACAUGCUCAAUACUGCUUCGGAGAGUGAACUACAGGCUGCUCUAAGUGCCUUGAUUAAGUUGACUUCAGAAAAUAAUGCAAAAGCAGCUAUGCUGGGUGAAGUGGAAGGCAAUCCUCUUGAGAGUUUGCGUAGAAUCCUGUCCUCUUCUGCUACUUUGGAAUUGAAGAGUGAUGCUGCAGAAUUAUGUUACGUACUCUUUGGUAAUUCAAAAUUCAGAGAAAUGCCAAUUGCAUCUGACUGUAUAGAACCUCUUAUAUCACUCAUGCAGUCGGAUAAACAGAUCUCAGUGGAAUCUGGGGUGUGUGCUUUUGAGAGAUUAUUGGAUGACGAACAACAAGCAGAGAUUUUAUCAGCUCACGAUGUCAUUGGUCUUCUUGUUGGUCUAGUUUCUAGAUCAAAUGAUCGGCUCAUCGAAGCUAGCAUAUGUGCCCUCAUUAAACUGGGAAAAGACCGAACCCCACUAAAGUUGGAUAUGGUCAAUGCCGGAAUAAUUGAAAAUUGUCUCCAGCUACUCCCCACAGCUUCCAAUUCACUGUGUUCCACUAUUGCUGAACUUUUCCGAAUCUUGACAAACAGCAGUGCAAUCGCAAAAAGCUCAGCUGCUGCAAAAAUAUUAGAACCUCUGUUUAUGGUAUUGCUUCGGAGAGAUUUCGGUCUCUGGGGCCAGCAUAGUGCCUUACAAUCCCUUGUUAAUGUUUUAGAGAAACCUCAAAGCCUUGCAACUUUGAAACUUACCCCUAGCCAAGUCAUCGAGCCUUUACUUUCAUUUCUUGAAUCUCCAUCUCAAGCUAUCCAGCAGCUCGGUACAGAGUUGUUGUCUCACCUUCUAGCACAAGAGCAUUUUAAGCAAGAUAUCACAACAAAAAAUGCAGUGGUUCCUCUAGUUCAGCUUGCAGGAAUUGGCAUAUUGAAUUUACAGCAAACGGCAAUUAAGGCAUUGGAAAAUAUCUCCUUAAGUUGGCCAAAGGCAGUUGCUGAUGCAGGUGGUAUUUUUGAGCUUGCCAAGGUUAUUAUUCAAGAUGAUCCUCAACCUUCUGAUGCCUUAUGGGAAUCUGCUGCAGUAGUUCUCUCCAAUCUUCUUCAUUCUAAUACCGACUACUACUUUAAAGUUCCCAUUGUUGUGCUUGUAAAAAUGUUGCACUCGACUCUUGAGAGCACCAUUACAGUAGCGCUCAAUGCACUCAUUGUUCAAGAAAAAACCGAUGCUUCAAGUGCUGAACUGAUGGCUGAAGCUGGUGCUAUAGAUGCUCUGUUAGAUCUUUUGAGAUCUCAUCAAUGUGAAGAAGCAUCCGGUAAACUACUCGAAGCUUUCUUCAAUAAUACGCAGGUACGGGGAACGAAGGCUUCAAAAUAUGCAAUUGCCCCUCUAGCACAGUAUUUGCUUGACCCGCAAACAAGAUCACAAACAGGUAGGCUUCUUGCAGCUCUUGCUCUUGGCGACCUCUCCCAGCAUGAAGGGCUAGCACGAUCUAGUGAUUCCGUUUCUGCUUGCCGAGCAUUGGUAAGCAUUCUAGAAGAUGAGCCAACAGAGGAAAUGAAAAUGGUGGCAAUUUGUGCAUUACAAAACUUUGUCAUUCGAAGCAGAACCAAUAGGAGAGCUGUUGCAGAAGCAGGUGGCGUAUUAGUAAUUCAAGAGCUGCUACUGACUCCUGAUCCGGAGGUUGCAGCACAGGCAGCUCUACUCAUCAAAUUUUUAUUUUCGAAUCACACGCUUCAGGAAUAUGUAUCAAAUGAGCUUGUCAGAUCUUUGACAGCUGCUCUAGAGAAAGAAUUGUGGUCCACUGCCACAGUCAAUGAAGAGGUCUUGAGGACGAUACAUGUUAUAUUUGCCAAUUUUCAUAAGCUCCAUGUUUCUGAAGCAGCUACGCUGUGCAUUCCUCAUUUGGUAGCAGCACUAAAGUCCGGCAGUGAGUCUGCUCAGGAUUCUGUACUGACUACGUUGUGCUUGUUAAAACAGUCGUGGUCGACCAUGCCAAUCGAUGUGUCCAAAUCCCAAGCUAUGGUUGCAGCCGAAGCCAUUCCCAUUCUUCAAAUGCUCAUGAAAACUUGCCCCCCAAGUUUUCAUGAGAGAAUAGAGAGCCUUUUGAAUUGUUUACCGGGUUGUUUGACGGUCACUAUUAAGCGUGCAAACAACUUGAAGCAAGCCGUAGGAGGCACAAAUGCUUUUUGUCGAUUGACUAUAGGCAAUGGUCCUGCUCGGCAAACUAAGGUCGUGAACCACAGUACAUCUCCAGAAUGGAAAGAAGGCUUCACGUGGGCCUUUGAUGUGCCUCCAAAGGGGCAAAAGUUGCAUAUAUUGUGCAAAAGCAAAAGUACUUUCGGAAAGAGUACUCUAGGGAGGGUUACAAUUCAAAUUGACAAAGUUGUAACUGAAGGAAUAUACAGCGGUCUUUUCAGCCUUAGCCAAGACGGCAAUAAAGAUGGUUCUUCCCGGACACUUGAAAUUGAGAUAACUUGGUCCAAUAGGUCAGAUGAAAGUUUGUGA
Messenger RNA from Fraxinus pennsylvanica, 6387 nucleotides. NCBI's taxonomy places the organism in Eukaryota, Viridiplantae, Streptophyta, Magnoliopsida, Lamiales, Oleaceae. The record is from the annotation of a GenBank genome assembly.